UCUGAGUGUGAGCUGAGCCUCUCAGGUUAUUUUGGGGGUCAGCUGUCGUUCGUCCCGUCAGCAAGAAACUCCUCCUCCUCCUCCUCUUUCUGUCCUCUGCCUCUCUCUGUCUCUUCUUCACCUCCUCUCCUUUACUCCACUGAUCCUGAUCUCUGAGGAUGGAGACGUCGGUGAAAGCAGCGAAGGUGCUGGUGCCCCCCCAGCCUGACAUGGCGUCCUCCAACAUGGACGACGAGCACACUGAAGGUGAGGCAGCAGCUGCAGCCUGCGGCUCCUCCUCCGACUCCUUCGACCCCAUGCUGGAGUUCAGCAGACGGCUGGAGGACAUCAUCAGCACCUACGGCUCCACGGCCGGCCUCACGGACAAACAGAGCGUGGUGGAGGCAGAGAAAGAAAAGAUGAAGGAGCAGGCCAAAGAUGACAUCACAGUUACCAUGGAGACAGACGUCUCUCUCAUCAUGCAGAGUCUGAGCAAACUGUCCUCCCCGGAGGAGAAACUGGAAGAUCUGGUCAGGAAAUACGCUGAACUGGCAGCCUUGCGGCGCUGUGAUGAGAAGAAGCUGUGUGUCCUGCAGCAGAAGUUGUCUGUCCUGCUGGAGGAGAAGCAGCAGCUGCAGGCCGAGCGUCACAGCAGCAUCACGGCUCGCAGCAAACUGGAGACUCUGUGCAGAGAGCUGCAGUCGCACUACAGCACGCUGAGGGAGGAGACGCUUCAUCGCUGCAGGGAGGAUGAGGAGAAGAGGAAGGACAUCACCUGCCACUUCCAGAAGAUGCUGACAGAAAUCCAGGAUCAGAUCGAGCAGCACAGCAGCCGGAACGACAAGCUGUGCCUCGAAAACAAAAGCCUGACUGAAAAACUGGAGAGUCUCAUGAACCAGUGUGAGCUGAGGGACGAGAGUCUGGAGAAGAUCAACAAGCACCGUGACCUGCAGUGCAAACUGACUGAGGCCAAACUGCAGCAGGCCAACGCUCUGCUGACUGAAGCUGAGGAAAGACACAAGAGGGAGAAGGAAUAUUUGCUUAGGGAGGCUAUUGACAAAACAAAGAAAUGCUUCGCUAUGAAGGAGCAGGAGCUGGCCAUGAAGAAGAAGCUGACCCUCUACGCCCAGAAGUUUGAUGAGUUUCAGGCGACGCUGGCCAAAAGCAACGAAAUCUAUGUUCGCUUUAAACAGGAGAUGGAUAAUAUGUCAGCCAAGAUGAAGAAAAUGGAGAAAGAAUCGAAUGUUUGGAAGACUAGGUUUGAGAACUGCAACAAGGCUCUGACUGACAUGAUCGAAGAGAGAACCGAGAAAAGCAAAGAGUACGACCUGUUCGUCCUGAAGAUUCAGAAGCUGGAGAAGCUGUGUCAUGCCCUACAGGACGAGAGAAAAGUCCUCUAUGCCAAGAUCAAAGACGUCCGUCACACUAAUGCAAACAUCCCAUCAAAGGUGUUUGGCAGCUCUAACCUCAGCGACAUCAUCAGCUCAGAGGGAGCUGACAAAGCUGCCAUCUUGACUGAUGCGGAGGUCCAGGAGCUCCAGGAGAUCCAGGAGGAGGACCCAGUCCUGACAGAGGACAUGACUCGUCUAAAGGAGGAGCAGGCCAAGCUGCAGGAGUUUGCUGCCUCCCUGUUGACCGCACCUGCUGACAAUGACGAAGAGGACAACGAUGAUAUAGACCUUGAGGAGGACAUAGUGGCUUCUGCAUUUGUCCAGUUCAAAACCAAACCUCAGGUGGAAGAGGAGCCGGUUUCAGUCCCUGAGCAGGUGGUAGAUGUGAAAUCAGAGGCAGCAGAAACUGAUGUCACAGUCUCUGAUAAAGUGGGGGAGGUUCAAAAGCCAACCCCUGAAGCUCUAACACCUGAAGAGAAGACCUCUGAAAUGAAACCAACAGACCCCGAACCAGAGGCAGUAAAAGUUCUAACAGAAGUUGAGGUAAAAGAGAUGCAACAAGUCAAACCAGAGGAGGAAGUCCAGCAGCAGCAGCACCAGCCCUCUGAACAGGAACCAACUCUAGAGGCCAAGAAAGUUGAGACUGAUCCACCAACAGAGCCAAAACCAAAGGCAACAGAAGCUGAGGAUCCUGGUGAGGUCAAACCAUUGGUCCCAGCAGAAGACGAGAAGCUGCAGCAGCAGCCAGCUGAACCAGUGCAGGUAUCAGAAGCAGCACCAACAGUCUCAGAGCCAACUCCACCUAAUACAGCUGCCCCCUCCAACGCUGAUUCCUCCAAGAAGCAGGCACCAAAGAAGAAGAAGAAGAAGGGAGGCAAGAACUCCAGCUAAAAUUUAGGCUAUACAGAGGGUGUGUGUGUGGUGUUAUUUGAGAGUAUUGUGUGUGUGUGUGUAACUGAUAUCACAUUGUGCCUUUGCACCUUUUGUAAAAGGUAAAAAUCUUUAGUUUGUCCAAGCUGGUCCGCCUGAAGUCUUCUCCCAUCAAUAUCUUAAGCUUCAGUAUCACCAGAUGAAGGCAGACAAAUAAACCGACUGUAUUUUACAGUUUAAAGGUCAGAAUGAAAGACAGCACUGACUUUUAUUUAGAGUAGAGUAAAUGGUAAAUGUUUUUGCCCUGUGUCAAGCAGAAUGUCAUAACAAAAUGCCAAUAAAUAGGCUGCAUCUCUCUUAAACCAGAAAUCACAUCACAAGCAUUACAACUGUAAUAAAGUGGUUGUUUGGCAGUUUGA
Lates calcarifer (barramundi perch) is the source of this 2659-nucleotide messenger RNA. RefSeq names its product taxilin beta a (gene txlnba). Lineage: Eukaryota; Metazoa; Chordata; Actinopteri; Centropomidae. The record is from RefSeq and is a predicted model, not a curated record. The coding region runs from base 159 to 2261 and encodes 700 amino acids. The transcript has 11 exons. Gene Ontology annotation, molecular function: syntaxin binding.